Molecule: messenger RNA, 1781 nt
Organism: Oncorhynchus gorbuscha (pink salmon)
Lineage: Eukaryota; Metazoa; Chordata; Actinopteri; Salmoniformes; Salmonidae
Product: receptor-interacting serine/threonine-protein kinase 3-like
Exons: 11
Coding region: 195-1688 (497 amino acids)
Biological process (GO): innate immune response; protein phosphorylation; regulation of apoptotic process
Molecular function (GO): JUN kinase kinase kinase activity; ATP binding
Source: RefSeq, a predicted model, not a curated record
GACCACAGAGCGCCACCCGACCAGGAAGGGAAGCCACCCUCGGUCGGACUCGUGACAGCAUUAAAGUCACCGACCCCUUGUCUUACCGGAGGCAGUCAUUCUGUCUUGCCGAUCCAUUCUGCAGCCAUUCUGUCUUGCCCAUCCAGCUUGACAGAGCAUGAGAGGAUCUGCAGAUAAAUCAUUUUGAUUGACAGAUGUCAAGCCAGGCAGCAGUAAUUGUUAACAACAGUCUGGAGAACUGGAAAGUGAUUGGUGCAGGAGGGUUUGGACAAGUCCACAAAGCCAGACAUGUGGUUUGGAGAAUGGAUGUGGCCAUCAAGUUGCUACAAUGUGAUGAUGGCUCUAGCACUUCCCUGCAUAAUGAGGCAGAAAUGCUGCGCAGGAGUACAAGCUCCCAUGUGAUAAAGAUUCUUGGAGUGUACAAGGAUUGUCCCCCCAAUUGCGGCCCUUCCAUCCAGCUGGGUCUUGUGAUGGAGUUCAUGGAGAGGGGGACACUGGAAUCCCUCCUGGACACCCUCUCUCUCCAUCCACCUUGGCCCCACCCCCUUGCCUGUCGCUUGGCCCACCAGAUCGCUCUGGGGAUGAACUUCCUCCAUUGCCUCAUCCCACCCCUUCUGCAUCAAGACCUGAAGCCCAAUAAUGUGCUGCUGGAUAACUACCUUGAUGCCAAGCUUGCAGAUUUUGGCCUGGCCAAGGUGUCCCACAGUGUUUCCAAGAUGAGCAAAGAGUUCCCUGGGAAGGCUGGGGGAACAUCUAGUUACAUGCCCCCUGAGGCUUUGGAAAAUGUGUCAUACAAACCCAUUCGUGCCUUUGACAUCUACAGCUAUGGUAUACUUCUGUGGUCCAUCAUCACUGGUCAGUCGAAGCCAUAUCCUGAUGUCCAUGCCAGAGAGUUCAGCAGGUUCUGUUUUCUCAUCAAAGACGGAAAACAGAGGCCUUCCCUGGAGGCAGUGGACGAAGAGCAGUUCGAGGGGCUAGGGGACCUGGUGGAGCUCAUGAAGAAGUGCUGGGACCAUGAGCCCCCUAAGAGACCCCCCUUCGAUGAAUGCGUCCUUGUGACAGGAAAGGUGUUUGAGAAGCACCAGAAGGGGAUACAGAAAGCCGUCAAUCAAGUGCUGCUAAAACUGAACCUGGGAAGUGAGGAGAGAAGUAAAACAUCAGGUGUUGGCACCCCCAGUGUAUCUCCAAGUUCAAAGCCACCUGCAUGUCCAAAAGACAAGGUGAAUAUCUCUGCUGAUGUGAAGACUGGUUCACUCCCUCCAUCACAGGAUGUGGCUGAUGGCUUGUCCUCAAAACCAAUCGACAAAGGUGCCCAAUUUGUGGAUGAUAACAUGGAACAACUUGUUCAAAGGAUUUCCCUGAUGAUGCCAAUAGCAGAUGGCCUGUACCAGAAGAAAAUGAUCCAUUAUGAGGAUUACUCUGAAAUCACUGCGGCCCAAACCAGUAUGGCAAAGAUGAGAAAGCUAUAUAUGGCCCUGCAACCAGGAGGAUCGGUGGCUAAAUCAGCCUUUUACCAAAUUCUACUGAACCAACAAUCUCUUCUAGUCAAAGAACUGGGUAAACUCCUCUCUCUCCUCUUUUGGUAUCAUACGUAUCUAUCAGUUAAAUAUAUGUGUAUUCCAGUCCCUGCUCCCCUGGAAUCAGCUGUAAUGUUGAUUAUCUAUCAUGAGUUUGAAUGGAGAAGGUGAUGGUUUGUUAUGGUGCUGAAAUGUUCCCCAUAGCCACCCUGUAAUUCUAAACCCUGCACACAACUGAUUAUUUCCCUUUGUUAUCCUAUAUGA